Prunus dulcis (almond) is the source of this 955-nucleotide messenger RNA. RefSeq names its product probable prefoldin subunit 2. Lineage: Eukaryota; Viridiplantae; Streptophyta; Magnoliopsida; Rosales; Rosaceae. Gene Ontology annotation, biological process: protein folding. The transcript is spliced from 2 exons. The coding region runs from base 204 to 653 and encodes 149 amino acids. Gene Ontology annotation, molecular function: protein folding chaperone. Gene Ontology annotation, cellular component: prefoldin complex; cytoplasm. The record is from RefSeq and is a predicted model, not a curated record.
UUUUUGGGUGCAAACGAAGGAGGUCUUAUUAUACGAUUUAUAAAAAACCGAAUUUUAAGAAAGGAAAAACAAAACAAAGCGAAGUACUUGGCUAAACCGCUCCUUCGUCAGUCGCAUCCCUGCCACUAUCUAUAGUCUACAGAGCCACCGUCUCCCACACUCUUGUCAAGAUUUUAUCGCCUCGCGACACCAGUCAGACAAUCAUGGCCAGUAGUAAAGCUGAAGGAGAUCAAAAGGAAUAUGUAAAUGAGCAAGCAGUUGCAAAUAAGUUUGCUGCUAUGAGGUCAGAACUCAACCAAAUUUACUCGAAAAUCACUGAGCUAGAGAUGGAAGCAAGCGAGCACUCGUUGGUCAUCAGUGCCAUCCAGCCCCUUGAUCCAUCCAGGCGAUGCUACCGGAUGAUCGGAGGUGUGCUGGUGGAGAGAACAAUCAAGGAGGUCCUGCCUGCUGUGCAGCGCAACAAAGAGGGGAUCGAGGAGGUUAUUGCUAGGCUGAAUGAGGCAUUGGAAAAGAAGAAAAAGGAAAUUUCUGAUUUUGAGGCCAAGUACAAGAUCAAGAUACGGAAGGAGCAGGGUGAGGAGAAGGACGAUAGUGCUCGGAAAGAAGGGACUGCUCAAGGAGUCCUGGUUGGCCCUGCCGGUGGAAGUGAAUGAAUGAUAAGGCUCCUGUUCCUGAUGCUCUUCCACCACCUUUGUUUUGUUGGCUUGAACUUGUUAAAUGAGGUGUGUUUUAAAGUUAACCAGGUGCUAGAGAUUUUGGGUCUUGGUUGAUCAAGGUAGCAGAACUGCACUGAAUUAUGAUUGUAUUUGCAACCCUAUUUAGUUAUGCUUGUCUUUCAUUAGUAAGAAUUAAGGGGGAAAAAACCAUAAAUUUUGAAUAUACAAUGAAUGCUAUUGAGUAUUGAUUUCAAGUAGUGUAUUGACCAAAGAGUGAAAUUUCACAAAGAAAUGAGUCA